This is a messenger RNA of Chanos chanos (milkfish), 2590 nucleotides long. It is a transcript of the gene taf4, whose product is annotated as TAF4A RNA polymerase II, TATA box binding protein (TBP)-associated factor. Gene Ontology annotation, cellular component: transcription factor TFIID complex. NCBI's taxonomy places the organism in Eukaryota, Metazoa, Chordata, Actinopteri, Gonorynchiformes, Chanidae. Gene Ontology annotation, molecular function: protein heterodimerization activity; DNA binding; RNA polymerase II general transcription initiation factor activity. The record is from RefSeq and is a predicted model, not a curated record. The transcript is spliced from 15 exons. The coding region runs from base 1 to 2535 and encodes 844 amino acids. Gene Ontology annotation, biological process: transcription initiation at RNA polymerase II promoter; DNA-templated transcription.
AUGGUAACUACUUUACCUAACUACGGAGUAAAGAUCGGGGCAUCGGCAGUGCAAACUUUUAACGGAGGCAAUGCAAUGGAUUCACAUUCAGAAAGCGGCGCCGCUCUUUCUGGGACGUCAGUGUCAAGUAGCUCGACAAGUGAUGCUUCAACUACUGUAACGGUUGUCAGCAACGGACCUGGUAUAACUAAAGAACAUGAAGACGUGACUGUUCCUUCAGGUUCAAACACAGUUAUUCAGGCACCUUUAGGAAACUCACAGAGUGUUACCACGUCAAGUUCGGGGAGUGGAACAACUGUAACAGUUGAUAGGCCGUCUAUGCAAACUGUUGGCUCGGGUCUGACGAUUAAUGGGAGUAAUACUGCUCUGACAACUGCAGCAAAUGUAGCUAACCAGUCAGCUUCGACUGCAUUAGGAUUAACCUCACAGACUCCUUUGUUGAGCAGUAACCCAUCAUCCGGAUCUUUGUCUAUAAGUACAGGGGUACUAAUCAAACCCGAAUCGCCUAAAACAGUUAUCCAAACAAGUGCUCAAAAUGUUUCUCCUGGCGCAAUUGUAAGCACAGGCAACGUGACCCUUGGUCAGCCGCUGCAAAGUUCACCGACGAUGGGCAAGAACGUUGUUCUACAGGCAACAAGGGCAGCGACUCCAGCAACUGUUGCGACUACUCCUGGAGGGAUCCGAGCCAUCGCGCCACAGGUGUUGGCUCCACGACUCCCUCAAAGCUCUGCGAACCAGGCCAACGUCCAGAACAUUCAGCUACCUCCAGGUAUGGUGCUUGUGCGGAGUGACAGUGGUCAACUCUUGAUGAUCCAUCAGCAGAUGUUAGCUCAGAUGCAGGCCCAGUCCCAGGCCACACGACCUGCGGUACCUGCAGGUACCGCCCAAGUCCAGAUCUCCACAGCUCAGGCACCUGGGACUCCCAUCAUUACCAGACAGGUGAACCCCACCAGCAUAAUUAAGCAGGGUUCCCCUGCUCCUAGCAGUAUGCCUGUCACCACCACCCUUCAGAGGCCUCCUACCCUUCAGAAUCCUACCUCUGUGGCGACAACAUUGCCAGUGCAGGCAGGUGUCACCCAGAGGACUGUUACGGCAUCCGCAGGGACCACCGUCGCCCUGGCAACGGAGACCAUGGAGAACGUGAAGAAAUGCAAGAAUUUCCUGUCCACGUUAAUCAAACUUGCAUGCAGCGGGAAGCAGUCAUCAGAAACUGCGGCCAGUGUUAAAGAACUAGUGAAGAGUUUGCUUGAGGGAAAAAUUGAGGCAGAGGACUUCACCAGCAAGUUAUAUAAGGAGCUUAACUCAUCUCCUCAGCCUUACCUUGUGCCUUUCCUUAAGAGGAGUGUUCCAGCUCUUCGCCAACUCACUCCAGACUCCAACGCUUUCAUCCAGCAGAGUCAGACCCCACAGCCCAGAGUCGCAACCACUCAAGAGGUCACCAUCACUAGUUCACGUCUGAUCUCAUCGCCUGUCAUCUGUAAACCAGGACAACCUGCCUCCCAGGUCCUGCAGCCUCAGCAGCCUGGAGUGGUAGUGAAGUCUCCCCAGGCCACCCUCACGGCCGCCGGCCCCAUGGUCCCGCUCAGGGCUCAGACUCCCAGCCGUAUUGUGGUGGGACAGCCUCAGGUGCAGAUAAAGCAAUUACAGACAGUACCCUUGAAGCAAGGAGUCUUUACCGGAGCAAAGUUGCUUACCACAACCUCCCUGUCUGCAGUUGCUCCACAGAACAAUAAAGCAAAGGAUGCAGCAGGAGGAACUUUUAAGGAUGACGAUGACAUCAAUGAUGUGGCCUCCAUGGCAGGAGUCAACCUGUCUGAGGAGAGUGCUCGAAUCCUGGCCACAAACUCUGAGCUGGUCGGGGCUGUGAUGCGGUCCUGUAAAGACGAGACUUUUCUCUUCUGCACAGGACUCCACAGGAGAAUGCUGGAUAUAGGUAAAAAGUUUGGGAUUACAGAACUGGGGCCAGACGUGGUGAACUUGGUCUCUCAUGCCACACAGCAGAGACUCCAGAGCCUUCUGGAGAAAGUUUCUGUGAUUUCUCAGCAAAGGAACAUAUCAUUUAAGGACGACAGUCGCUAUGAGCAGGUCAGCGACGUUCGUGCUCAGCUCAAGUUCUUUGAGCAGUUGGACCAGGUGGAGAAACAGCGGAAAGAGGAGCAGGAGAGAGAGAUUCUUAUGAAGGCAGCUAAGUCACGAUCUCGACAAGAAGAUCCUGAACAGUUGCGGUUGAAACAGAAGGCCAAAGAGAUGCAGCAGCAGGAGCUUGCCCAGAUGAGGCAGAGGGAGGCCAACUUGACAGCACUGGCUGCUAUUGGGCCUAGGAAAAAAAGGAAGUUGGAUGCUCUUGCUCAGGGAACUGAUGCUGAGGGUUCAGGCUCGUCUGGGAGUUUGUUGGCAGGCUCCGGCACGGGCACAUCCAGGCAGUUCACGCGUCAGCGCAUCACUCGUGUUAACCUCAGGGAUCUACUCUUCUGCCUGGAAAAUGAGAGAGCGACCAGCCACUCUAGACUGCUUUACCGCGGCCUGCUCAAAUAGCACCCAAUCCCACUUCUUCUCUUUCUCUCUUCAUACUUUUUAGUUACCUUAUACU